GGCGAAUGAUCGUAGACAAGGCCUUUUUACAACUUAGCAGUGGUGCUGGGGCCUGCCUCCGUGUGAUGAAGAAUGGACACCAGUGACCUAUUCUUUGGAUGCAGAACUGGUGACCUCUCAAAAGUGAAGUACCUGGUGGAUGUCAAGGAAGUAGAUGUAAACACAAGAGAUAAAUGGGACAGCACACCUCUCUACUACGCCUGCCUGUGCGGCCACAUUGACCUGGCGGAGUACCUGCUGGAGGCGGGCGCGCGCUGCGAGGCCAACACGUUCGACGGCGAGCGGUGCCUGUACGGCGCGCUGACGGACGACAUCCGGCGCCUGCUGCUGCGCCGCCAUGCCGUCACACGGCAGACCAUCCGGCGGGACAUGUACCAGGAGUUCCUGCGUAGGAUCCUGGAGACGCACCAGUUCAGCGACAUCACGUUCGCGGUGCACGGCGAGGCGUUCCCGGCGCACCGGUGCGUGCUGGCGGCGCGCUCCGAGUACUUCUGCGACAUGCUGGAGUCCAAGUGGCGCGACCGGGCCACCGUGACGCUCAACAACGACCUGGUCAGCGGGCGACGGUCGGCCGCGGCCGCCGGAGGACGAGACGACGGGAAGCGCCGAGGGGACGCCUUGUGUUGCGUCCCUCACGUGGACAUCGGGUGCGGCCGGCGGCGUUCGCCAGUCCUGCUGCAGUACCUGUACACGGCGCGGCUGGAGACGGCCGUCCAGGAUGUGGACGACUGCCUGCUGCUGGCCGCCCAGUGUCGGCUGCCCACGCUGCGGCACCAGCUGCAGCAGCAGCUGGCCAAAGUCGACGAGUUCGUGAGCGGCAAGCCCGGCACACGAGUGACCCAGCUGGUGCUGGAGCCGGAGGACGGACUGGCCGAGCUGGCGCAGGACCUAGGCGUCAUGGCCGAGCAGGCGGUGCCGCCGGCCCUCUGCAGCUGGGCCGUCGGCACCGAGCUGCCCCUCAUGCCCAAGGUGCCGCCGCGCUAUGCCGACGUUGUGUUCCUCGUCGAGGAGCACCGGUUUCCGGCCCACAAGGCUUUCUUCUGCGGUCGGAGUGAGUACUUCCGCGCGCUCCUGCGGGACCCGUUCAGCGAGUCGGGCCGGGACUGCGGCGCGCCGCUCAUCACGCUGCGUGGCAUGGCGGCGCCCGUGUUCGUCAGCAUGGUGCACUACGUCUACCAGAACACGGCCACGCUGACAGAGUCCUCGGUGCUGGACGUGCUGUACGCGGCCGACAUGUGUCUGCUGCCUGGCCUGAAGCGGCUCUGCGGCAACUACCUGAUGGGCCUGCUGGACCAGGAGAACGUGCUGCCCGUGCUGAAGACGGCGCGCCUGUUCCAGCUGCCCAAGCUGGAGGACGCGUGCACACAGUACAUAGCAGAGAACUUGGACCAGAUGGUCGAGAGCGAAGACUUCCAGGCGCUGGUGUCUGAGGACGCGCGCGCCGUGCUGGCGCGCCAGCUGACCGACUCGAUCGGCGUGGUGGACGACGUACGCUACCACAUCACCAGCGCCGUGCAGACCUUCUCCGACAUGACCGAGGCGAGCGAGAAGCUGCGACUCAUAGACGACCUGCUCGAUCGGCUCGGCCUCAACGCCUGAGGCGGCGGUGCGCGCGCUCCUGCCGGGGCCGUGCGAGCUCCGCGUCGGUGUCCUGCUGACCGCAGCCGGCGCCGACACUCCGGUACAAACGGCGGCGAGCGUGGGGCGUGACCGGGACACGGCGACUGCCAAAGGCGAUGCAAGCAGGGCCAGUCGCAGGGUUCGUUGUUGCGGUGAAGGCUCAGAGUGCUAGCUCGCUUGCUUGUUAUGUUUUAUUGCUUGAUGCAUGGGCGGCUGAUAAGCCCGGGGUAUUUAUUUUCUCGUUCAUGAAAUCAGUCGUAAGUUGGUAGUGUUAUUUGUUGACCAAUUGUCCUGUUCUGGGACGUGCAUGCAUCAAUAUGGAUAAAUUACUUAACAUCCACGCAUGUCGGAUUAUUUUGUUUUUGUUUUAGUCUCGAUGUGAGAGUGUGCACGGCAUUUAUGAGGCCUGCGCCUCCGAUGUCAGAGCUCCUGCGAGUGUAAGGUGCGACUGUCGCGCGCGUUUGACUUAUCUGGUAUGGCUGUAUCGUUACUGCCCGUUUGAUGUAGGGAGACAGGAUGCAGGGGUCGGUGCAGUGGUACUGGAGCGAUACGACCAACCGACAUAGACUCAGUGUGUCAGCCUCUAUCGUGGCGGUGUUACCGUGUCUUGGCAGUGUCCCAAUACAUCGGACUUUUACCUCG
Pollicipes pollicipes is the source of this 2262-nucleotide messenger RNA. RefSeq names its product ankyrin repeat and BTB/POZ domain-containing protein 1. Gene Ontology annotation, cellular component: ubiquitin ligase complex; cytoplasm. The record is from RefSeq and is a predicted model, not a curated record. The transcript is spliced from 10 exons. Gene Ontology annotation, molecular function: protein binding. Bases 73 to 1599 code for a protein of 508 amino acids. NCBI's taxonomy places the organism in Eukaryota, Metazoa, Arthropoda, Thecostraca, Pollicipedomorpha, Pollicipedidae.